UUUAGAUCGGUUCUGUUUUUUAUCGCGUGCUAAAAACAGAAAUUAUAAGACAAAAAAGAAACAAAUUAUAUAUACCAAUACACAUAUAAAACAAAGACGUUAAAGUCGCCAAACAAUCAAUUAACAAACAAAAAGAACGGUCCAAAACAGCGACUGACGCCCAGUUGAGUGUUUUGUGCCCAAACAACAAGACUGACAACUGGCAUAAAUAUCUAUAUAUAGAUAUAUAUAUUAUAUAGGACUUGUGAUAUUAUUAAUAAGUUUCAAGUGUGUGUGAUAAUUACUUAGAUAAGCUAAGUAAAUUUGCCAAAAAAGAAAAAAAACAAAAGAAAUACACAAAAAAAAUGCAGGAUUAUUGGCAUAUACCACGCGCCUCGCUCGUCUCCUCCAGCAGCUCGGCCAUCAGUUCGGCGAGCUCCUCGAAGUCGUCAAACAAAUCGAAUUCAAAUCCGCCAACGCUUGCACAGCGCAGCAUCCACUCCACUGCCAAUUCGAAUGGAACUAGUGCAGCUGUCACAGCGGCUGCUGCGGCGGCUGUAUUGGCGGCAGCCAAGCGCGGCUCCCGCUCCUCACAGGGCUCCAGCGACAGCAACAACAGCACACGGAGCGCCGCAUCCGGCUCGUUGCUGCUGACGGCUGCGAAUCUGGAACGAUUUGCUGAGAUACACAAGAAACAGGAGCGGCAGCACAAGAUGCUGCUGUCGGAGCAGCUGCCCAGUGUGCAUGGCCACAGCUCCUCGUCGGCCAAUUAUAAUGCAAAUCUGGCACUGGCCAGCAACGCCAAGGAUGCAGUAAUACCCAUCGAUGCUGAUCCCAAUCUGCAGUACGUACGAACCAAAGACCUGGACACCGUGUCCAUAGCCAGCUCCAUGCACUUCACCAUGGUAAACGGCGAACCAGGCGGCGCCAAGAAGCCCAAGCGUGGUCUCUGCGAUCGUGGACGACAGGUGACGGUUCUCAUUGUCAGCAUGAGCACCAUCUUCAUGCUGCUCAUCAUGGGCAUGGUCUAUGCACUCGAGAUGCGUGCUCGUGAUAUGCCCAAGAGCUAACGCAAUUCCGUGUGGUAUUUAGAAUUCGGAGGGGGCGCGACCACGCCCCAUACCGUGGCUUCAUAGUUUAUUAUUUAUUGUACU
Messenger RNA from Drosophila hydei, 1133 nucleotides. Its product is annotated as protein MTL1. NCBI's taxonomy places the organism in Eukaryota, Metazoa, Arthropoda, Insecta, Diptera, Drosophilidae. The transcript has 4 exons. The record is from RefSeq and is a predicted model, not a curated record. The coding region runs from base 345 to 1049 and encodes 234 amino acids.